AUGGGCAGAGGAAAGCGAGGGCAUUCGAGAAGAGGAAACGCUCAGAUUCGAGAAGUUUGGUCUCGAAAUUUCGAUUUGGAACUCGCGAAUUUGAAUGACUGUCUAAAUCUCUACCCGAUUCUGACCAUCGACACAGAAUUUCCUGGGUUUAUUCGGAGUACUCCAUGGGGCGCCAUUGAAGAAAAACUCUACGACGAUUUUCGAUUCAAUGUGAAUCGGACUAAGCUCAUCCAACUGGGUCUCACGGCGUCUGAUGAAAUCGGCAAUAUUGGUAGCACAUGGGAGUUCAAUUUCUCCGAUUUCGACCCCCAAAUCGACACCCACAACGCCUCCUCUGUCUCCUUCCUGAAACAGAACGGCUUGGAUUUUGAUAAACUGAAGGAAUUCGGAAUCCCCAUCAACGAAUUCACUUCCAAAGCCUUUUUUCUCUUCCGAAAGCAUCGGAUUGUUCGAUGGGUCACGUUCCACGGCUUGUACGACAUUGGGUAUCUGCUGAAGGCGAUGGGGGUGGCCGGGGAGAUACCGGAAUCAAUGGAGGAAUUUGCAGAGCUGGUGGAGAGGGCACUGGGGAAUGUGAGUGAUUUGAAGCAUAUGGCGCAGUUCUGCGAAGGGCUGGAAGAUGGGAAACUUGGGCUUGAGAAACUUGCCCAAUUGAUGAACCAGAAGCGCUUUGGAAACAAGCACCACGCUGGCUCAGACAGCUUGCUGACGGCUUCGUUGUAUGCGAAGAUGAAGAAUCAAUUCGAGCUUGGUUCAGAGGUCUGUGAUGGGUUUCUGUAUGGCCUCAGGAUCAAACUCCAUGCGAAGAUUAAGCUGUAUCAGAAUCUGAUGUUUGGGCAGAUUCCUUAUGGCCUUCGAGCUUGUUAUCCGCCUUGUUACAUUGCUUAUUAUUGA
Messenger RNA from Momordica charantia (bitter melon), 894 nucleotides. Its product is annotated as Polynucleotidyl transferase, ribonuclease H-like superfamily protein. Gene Ontology annotation, molecular function: nucleic acid binding; poly(A)-specific ribonuclease activity. Gene Ontology annotation, cellular component: CCR4-NOT complex. Lineage: Eukaryota; Viridiplantae; Streptophyta; Magnoliopsida; Cucurbitales; Cucurbitaceae. The record is from RefSeq and is a predicted model, not a curated record.